UAGCAAAAACACAUGUAUUAAUUAUACUUUUCUGUUGAUCUCUCUAUUGCCACACUGUCAAGUCACAACUGCGUUUUUUAAAAGAUGAAUUUGUGUUACAACUGAACCCUACUGACAAAUUUAGAGCCAAAGAAAGUUCAUUAUUUUCUACAGAAAAAAAGUGAAGAGUGACAGAACGGCAAUAGAAAAAUCCCGAGAUAUAGGAUGCAUGUGUAAGAGUACUAAUAUAAAAUAAAGUUUUUUUAUCAUCCUUCCACCAACUGAUUAUGUACUGUUGAUAAACUCUGAAACAAAAUUUUUAGUUGAAAUAAUUAAAAAAAUCAACUAUCAUAAUAUUUUAGUGAAACAGCUCAAGAAUGCUUUUAGAACGUUUACAAGAAAAAUUACCUUAAGGCCUCUUAUUUAGAGAAAAAUCCAAGUUAAUGGAUUGUCCUCAUUUUGUCAAGAGAGACAUCCCCUUCAAUAAGUUUAUGAUGCACAUUGCUCAGGGCCUGUAUUUAAAGACAAAAUGUUAUAAACAAACAAAAAAACUGAACAAAACCAACACCGCAACCACAAAUGUUAAUGACAAUAAGCGUUCCAAAGUAAAACCCUGAAUUACCUUAAAGUAUUUAACAGUUUUGACUCUCAAUUCUAAAGUCGCAUCCUCAUCACAAAUCAUUAAAGUAUGAGGAUGCUGUUGAAAAGCAGAAACGGUCCACAUAUGAUUAACCCCUUCUUCAAUUGCUUUGUACAACGCAAAAGCCUUAUGUGUUCCAGUGAUCAAAAUCAUGACCUAAAAAUAACCAAGGAAAUAAAAUAAGCCAAAUAGUUAAUUUUAGACAACUUCUUUUGCAUCCAUCACAGUUCCAACUCCUACAGUCAAAGCUUGUUUAGGCACUUUACUAAUGUCAUUGUCAAAAAAGCGUGCGUUGGCCUCUAGGGUAUCCUGAGCUAGAGUCUUAACCCUUGUACGUGACACAAGUGACGACCCUGGCUCAUUAAACGCAAUGUGGCCAUCGGGACCAAUUCCCCCAAUGAACAAUUCCACGCCUCCAGCCUCAGAAAUCUUUUUCUCAUAAUUGUUGCAUUCGUCCACUAAAUCAGAAGCGUUACCGUCGAGUAUAUGCGCGUUUUGGGGGUCAAUGUCUAUGUGUUUGAAAAAGUUAUUCCACAUGUAGUAAUGGUAACUUUCAGGGUGGUCUCUAGGCAGAUUUACAUAUUCAUCCAUGUUGAAUGUUUUCACAUAUUUGAAAGAGACUUUUCCGGCAUUGUAAAACUCGAUCAGUUUUUGGUACAUUCCAUAUGGAGUGCUUCCUAAUCAGUGGAUUUAUGUAUUAAAUUGAGGACAGACUUUAAUGGAAAAUUACCUGUUGGUAAUCCAAGAACGAAAUAUCGGUCGGGACCUGGAUUGAAGUCGUUUAUUCGUUUCAUGACGUAUUUCGCGGCCCAUUCUGCGACUGAACUCGAAGACUCCAAAAUAAUGAGCCGCAUAUUGUCUCUUUUUGCGAACUUUUCGGUCACCUAAUUCCACACACGCUUUAUCAAAUGAUGUGACUGCGAUGACUGGUUUUUCUUAUCAGCACUUCAUUGAACAAGGAUUAAUGGAAAGGCAGUAUAUACAAGCUGGUCUGGUUGGACCUUAUCGUUUUCCUAAUGCUAUAUUACAGCUUCAAUUUCAUGUAUCGCUUUCUGUUGGACGAUCAGGGCAAAGAGAUCUUCGAAAACGUGGUGCGAUAUUGCAAAGAAUAUAGCAAUUUGAUCCCGUUGUCUUUUGUGUUGGGUUUCUAUGUAUCUGUAGUGAUGACACGUUGGUGGAAUCAGUACACGGCAAUCCCUUUCCCUGAUCCUUUGGCCGUUUUUGUGAGUGCUACUGUCCAUGGGCAAGAUGAAAGAGGUCGUGUGAUGAGACGCACCAUCAUGCGUUAUGUGUGUCUGUGUGUGACGAUGAUGUUCGCUAUGAUAUCACCAAGAGUGAAAAAAAGGUUUCCAACUUUGGACCAUUUUAUAGAAGCCGGGUUAUUGCAUCAAAGCGAAAAGCACAUCAUCGCUGAUAUGAACAAAAAAUUCCCCAACUAUUCGAAGCAUUGGUUGCCGAUUAUGUGGGCAUCAAGUAUUGUCACACGUGCCCGGAAAGAGGGUCGGAUUAGGGACGAUUUUGCCGUCAAAACUAUGCUAGACGAGUUGAAUAAAUUCCGAGGGCAGUGUGGACUUUUAUUAAGUUAUGACAUGAUAAGUGUGCCUCUAGUCUAUACCCAAGUGGUCACUUUGGCCGUUUAUAGUUAUUUUUUUACAACUUUAAUGGGCCAACAGUGGGUCGAGGGAAACGAGUACAAAUUCGAUUUAUAUUUCCCCGUGUUCACAACGUUGCAAUUUUUCUUCUACGUCGGUUGGCUCAAAGUGGCCGAAUCGUUGAUCAACCCCUUCGGCGACGACGACGAUGACUUUGAAAUCAACUGGAUGGUCGACCGAAACUUGCAAGUCUCUUAUCUAAUCGUCGACGAAAUGCACCACGAGCACCCUGAACUGGUCCGAGACCAGUAUUGGGACGAAGUUUUCCCUCAACAACUCCCCUACACGGGCUCUUCGACCCGCGAAAGCCACCCUUUACCCUCAACGGCGAACAUACAAGUCCACCCCAACGUCGAAUCCGACUUGAUCGGACCCUCAUCUCUGAAAAUCGACGAACUUUCAGGAGAUAUGAUGAACAGUGGUGGGAUAAUGUUUUCAGCAAAGCCGGGAAGAGGCAAUUCGCAAACAUCGAUGGGAAUGGGGAAUUCCGUCCCUGAUUCGCGGCCGAUUUCCAGAGCGGGCUCAGUGACUAGCAUGUUGAAACGAUUCUUGAGCAAAGAAGAUAAACCAAAACCGGAGGAAAGUCAAGAAUUGACUCAAGUCAAUGUGAAGAAUCCCACAAACUCCAAAAAGUUUGCGACUGAAGUUAUCGAAGAAGUGGAUGAGCAAACGACAAUAACUUCGCAAAAAUCAGCCAAUGAAAACCGACCUAGUGUUCUCGGGGUGUUUGGACCACCACCCCACUCGGAGCCCAUCAGCGUGCCGAACUCGCUCAACACACGGACGAGGACUGUUUAUGACCCUUUUCCGUUGUCGACAUCGGCUCCAGUCACGCAAGAUGACUAUAAAGAUACCACCGAUAAUGUCAGUAUUGGCAGUUCAUCAUCAGAAAAAGACGAAUUCAGCGAACUGAAGAAAAAGCGGGAUGAGGAAAGACUAAGCAGAUUAAAAGUGAAUCUCCUGAGGUCCGUUAGUACGACGCCGAAUGAAGACGGUGAAGAAUGCGAAGUUCUGUUAGACAAAGAUAGUUCAAAGGAACCGCAGAGUCCAAGUUCACCGGCUUCAGUAAUUUAAGACAGUAUUAUUUACAUUGUUUUUACGAAUCUCCGCCUAAGUAACGUUAGCAAAUAACACGUUAGAUAAGAUAUGAUUGAUUAAAAUGUGAUUUUAUAAACUGAUACGUAUAUAUAUUUUAUUACUUAAAGCAAAAGAGCGUUCAUACUUACUUUAAACUUUAAUAGUGAUAUUAAAUUAAGCAAUGUACAAGUACGUUAAAAAUUAAAUAAAUCAAAAAGCA
Molecule: messenger RNA, 3568 nt
Organism: Tribolium madens (black flour beetle)
Lineage: Eukaryota; Metazoa; Arthropoda; Insecta; Coleoptera; Tenebrionidae
Product: bestrophin-2-like
Exons: 6
Coding region: 1636-3345 (569 amino acids)
Molecular function (GO): chloride channel activity
Source: RefSeq, a predicted model, not a curated record